Messenger RNA from Acipenser ruthenus (sterlet), 5746 nucleotides. RefSeq names its product protein O-GlcNAcase-like. Lineage: Eukaryota; Metazoa; Chordata; Actinopteri; Acipenseriformes; Acipenseridae. Gene Ontology annotation, biological process: glycoprotein metabolic process. The record is from RefSeq and is a predicted model, not a curated record. Gene Ontology annotation, molecular function: beta-N-acetylglucosaminidase activity. The transcript has 16 exons. The coding region runs from base 656 to 3418 and encodes 920 amino acids.
UUUUUGUAUCCGCCUUUCAGUGAAGAAACUACUUUUUUCGACGCUGCGGUUUUAAAAUAAGGCGUUUUGGGCGAAAUUAAAUGGUACAGUUGCGUUCAUUUUCUUGGGGUUGGCCGGUUGUAACCAGUCUGAUCUGGCUUGUUGCGUCUGCGCAGUCGGUGUAAACAGGAAGAAGCCGUGCGAGCGAAGAGGGUGCACAGGGAAAGAGAAGAAAACAUAGAAAUAUAACCGAAAAGAUCGAAAAAACGCCAUUUCAACACCUGAAAUAGCAACCGAAAAGCAAACCGGACAGUAGAGUAAGACACUGAGAAGAUUCGACUUCGCAUUUGGAGAUUAUUUUAUUUAUUUAUUUAUUUUUAAAACAUCUGCAUUAUAUAAUUAUAUUAAUAAAUUCAAGCGUUAUACAACUGAACAUUUAGAGAAAAAAACGAAUUAACUAUUUCAUUGGAAAGCGAAGAAAGACCGCAAAAUAUAAGCUGUGUUAUAUAUCUCACUAGUUUAACCGAGCUAAUUCCCUCAGUAAUAUACACCUUACAUUACAUUUCGUGUCAAUAUGACUUAUGCGUGUUAAGCGGUAAAGAUUCGUUUUGGACUGAUUUAGGGUUACCUAUUAAAUAAUUUAUAUUUGCAUACAUCGAUUAGUGUGUAUACCAAAAUGGUUCAAAAGCAGAAGCAUGUCGAUGAGAAGACGGCGGAAGGGGAGCCCAGCCACAGCCCAGGCCCGGUACCGGUGGACGGGACUGCAAUCCUGCCAGACUCGGUGGCAGCAGCGCCCCAAGCUGAGACCACAGGCCGCAGGAAAUUUGUCAGCGGUGUGGUGGAGGGAUUCUAUGGUCGACCGUGGACUAUGGAGCAAAGGAAAGAGCUUUUCAGGAGGCUACAGAAGUGGGGGUUAAAUACGUAUCUUUAUGCUCCAAAGGAUGACUACAAACACAGAAUGUUUUGGAGAGAAAUGUACUCUGUUGAAGAAGCAGAGCAACUCAUCACUCUUAUCUCUGCGGCAAAAGAAUAUGGAAUUGAGUUCAUCUAUGCCAUCUCGCCAGGGCUCGAUAUCACAUUUUCCAACCAGAAAGAAGUUGUGACUUUGAAAAGGAAGUUAGAUCAGAUUUCCCAGUUUGGCUGCAAGUCUUUUGCCUUACUGUUUGAUGAUAUUGAGCACAAUAUAUGCCCAGCAGACAAGGAAGUGUUCAGCUCAUUUGCACAUGCCCAGGUCUCCCUGACUAAUGAGAUCUUCCAGUACUUGGGUGAACCUGAAACUUUCUUGUUCUGCCCAACAGAAUACUGUGGAACUUUCUGCUAUCCAAAUGUUUCCCAGUCACCGUAUUUGCUCACAGUUGGUGAGAAGUUGUUACCUGGAAUCGAUGUGCUAUGGACAGGUCCCAAGGUUGUAUCUAAAGAUAUCACAGUGGAGUCCAUUGAAGAGGUAUCCAGAAUUUUAAAGCGAGCUCCAGUUAUAUGGGACAACAUCCAUGCCAAUGACUAUGACCAAAAGAGGUUGUUCCUUGGUCCCUUUAAGGGCCGGUCAACAGAGCUCAUCCCCAGGCUGAAGGGUGUGCUAACCAACCCCAACUGUGAAUUUGAGACCAACUUUGUGGCCAUCCAUACACUGGCAACCUGGUACAAAUCCAACAUGAACGGUGUCCGAAAAGACGUUGUCAUGAGUGACAGUGAGGACAGUACAGUAUCUAUUCAGAUUAAGCUGGAGAAUGAAGGCAGCGAUGAAGAAAUCGAAACGGAUAUGCUGUACAGUCCACAGCUGGCGCUGAAGCUUGCCCUGCAAGAGUGGCUGGGGGAGUUUGGAGUGCCUCAUCUGUACAACAGUCGGCAGGUCCCUCAUAGUGGAGCAAAGAGCACUGCUAUUGAUGUGGCAUCUCUGGUAACGCCAAACCUGGGGUCCUCAACAACGGUUAGCACCAUUUACCACCAGCCAAUCAUGAGCCAAUCAACAGCUCUGAGUGAAGAGCCCCUCCCCCUGAGCAAGGUGGAGGAGGAGGAGGAGGAGGAGGAGGAGGAAGAGAAGAAGGAGCAGCUGCUUCUUCAGUCUGACGAAGAACCCAUGGAGAUGGUGCUAGAGAAACAGGAUGAGCCAGAUACCAAGAAUGUCAACCAGAUCCUGACUGAGAUUGUCAAGGCCAAGAUGACAGAGGAGCUGAAGCCCAUGGACACAGACAAGGAGAGCAGUGCAGAGUCCAAGUCCCCCGAGAUGUCUAUUCAGGAGGACUCGGGGAGUGACAUUGCACCAAUGCAAACAGACGAGCAGCUGAACAAAGAGCCGUUUGUGCCAGGCCCCAAUGAGAAGCCUCUGUACAGCGCAGAGGCGCUGACCCUCGAGGAUCUGACCCUGCUGGCAGAACUCUUCUACCUGCCCUAUGAACACGGGCCCAAAGCUGUGCAGAUGCUCAAAGAAUUCAACUGGCUGAGAGCCAACAGCAGUGUGGUCAGUGUCAAUUCCAAAGGGAAGGAGCCUCAGAAAGUCAAUGAAUGGCGUGCACGAGCAGAGAAGUUUGAGGAGAUGUGCUGCUCAGUGAUCCAGAUGUUCACACGCCUCUCCAACUCUGCCAACAGGACCAUUCUCUAUGAUUUGUAUCCCUACAUUUGGGAUAUUAAGAGUAUCAUCUCAAUGGUGAAGUCCUUUGUUCAGUGGUUAGGGUGUCGUAGUCAGUCGUCAGCACAGUUCUUAAGUGGAGACCAAGAGCCUUGGGCCUUUAGAGGCGGUCUAGCGGGAGAGUUCCAGCGAUUGUUGCCAAUUGAUGGGGCAAAUGAUCUUUUUUACCAGCCACCCCCUGCAAUGCCAACCUCCAAAAUCUAUUCCAUAAGACCAUAUUUUCCAGAAGAUGAGCCUGCUGUGUACAAGAUCUGCAGAGAGAUGUACAAUGAAGACAUAGAGGGGGUUCCUUUCCCUGAACAGCCUGAUUUAAUUGGAGAUAGGUUAGUGGGAGGAUUUCUGACGCUCAGCCCAGACUAUGGGUUUGUUCUAGAGGAUAAUGAGGGCAUCUGUGGGUAUGCUCUCGGCACAGUGGACGUCAAGCCGUUUGUGAAGAAGUGCAAGAUGAGCUGGAUCCCCAGCAUGCAGGAGAAGUACAACAAGCCCGACUCUGAGAAGGACUUGUCUGAGGCAGAGAAAAUGAUGUUGAGUUUCCAUGAGGAAGAGGAGGGCCUUCCCGAGUCAUUUCUUAGUAAUUUCCCCUCCCUGAUUAAAGUGGACAUUCAUGGGAAGGUUACAGACCCUAGUGUCGCCAAGAGCAUGAUGGGUUGCCUCCUUUCCUCCAUUAAAGCCAACGGGUCCCAUGGUGCCUUUUGUGAAGUGAGGCAGAAUGAUAAGAGAAUGCUGGACUUUUACAGCAAGCUGGGCUGCUUUGAAGUGGCAAAGAUGGAAGGAUUCCCAAAGGGUGUGAUCCUCAUGGGAAGGAGUCUGUGAACUAUUCUGAAUGCGAAUGAAGUGGUAUAAAAAUACAUCUGACGUUUGUGCUGCCUUAACAAAAAGAAAAUGUAACCCCCGCAGUCAGGAGAUGCCAAGGUAGCCUUUUUCAAUCAUGCCCAACAAUCCUAGAAAAUAGAUGGUAAAUUAAGACUAGCUCCUGCUGCCUUGGCUUUCUUGUCUAAGUAGCCUGGUUUGAUAGUAAGAUGAUAUUACUAGCGUCAUACUGUUAGAGCAUGAAAACAAUUUGAGCCAUGAAGCCCCUUGACAAAAGGUGGGGGGGGUGGGAGGUGGGGGGGUGAUGGCUGAAUGGACAAGUUCUUAAAGUUAGUACUUCCUGCAGCAGAAAAAGGUAGACAUACAGAAGGUUAGCUUCAUAGACGUGGGAUGAUUUUCAGCCAUUCAUUCUUCAGUAGUCUUGUCCUGUUGUCCUUCCUGGAAUAGCACAGGGAGGUCAGGUGUUCAGGGUCACAACUGCCUUCACUCUUCCAGAUGUUCUUUCUGCUUGUGCCAAGUUUGAAAGCUGGACAGAGUUGAAUAAUCAGCCUUUGCUGUUGAAGGGAUUUUUUCCUCAAAGGCUCGGCAGCGACCACUCGUCUCAAGUUUGGAUUUGAAUUCACUGGCUUCCAGCCUCCAGCUUUAGCCACUUGACCAGUCUGUUUCUGUUAAGCACCAGGUAAGCAAGGUUUCAUUCUACACUUGUCUGAUUUUGGAAUCCGACUCUUGCUUCAUGAAGAUCCAGAAUGUGGUGGGGGUUGACUUGAUUUAUGGUCAGCCUCAAGGAAGCCAACAAAUGUGCAUAUGCUUGUGUUAAUAAUGGAAUGUACAUGGACAGCAUGCUGCUUAUAAUAAUGCUUUUUUGUGAUGGCAGUAAAAUAUAAUUUGACAGUCCUUUUUAAAUGUUUUUUAUUUGUUUACCUUUUUUUCUUCUUGAUCAGUAGUGCCAUGCAGUGUCGCCAAGAGCCCCAGUAAAGCAGACAGGAGGGGCUCAGGCACUAGUAAUGAAAGCCACUCUAUAGAAAUGUAAUUAUUAAAGGGAUUUGUAGCUUUCUGCUUACACAUCUUAUUAGGGUUUAAGGUUUUCUAUUUAAGUGUAUCUUGUUUUACUUCAUCUUCUUGUUGUUUUCAACAGGUAAGAUUAAUAGAUCCAGGAAAGCACUUAGAUUACAGAGUACAGUUGUCUUCAGAACUGGGUCUGACUGACUGUGUUUUUCAUUUAUUAUUGUUGUUGUUAUUUUAUUUAAGUGCUUGGAAACUUAUUGUAAAAUUGUAAAUAGAGGUAUUUGCAUUUCUGAAGAAUUCAAACUAUGUAAGGAACAGGUGUUAUGUAAUAUCGGUUGCCUUGUCAUUCAUAACUCAUUAACCUGGUGGAAUGAAUUGCUGUGAAAUCUAUUCAGAACAAUCCUUGGUGAAGCAGAAUCUGUACAAGAGGCAUUUUAAUAUGGAAGGACAUUGCCCAUAGAUGUCUGUGAGGGAGUUGUAAAUGGUUUUGGUCAACCAGAAAUAGUGUUUUGAAUUUAAAAAAUGUAAGAAAAACAAAGACAAUCUAGUUUAACACAAUUUCUCUAACCAUCCAUGUUUUAUGGUAUGAAAGAAAAGUUCAGUAUUGUGAUAAACUGAUACAUGCAGGAAACGGAAGUCACAAGCAAUGUUCAUUUGUUCAAGAACGUCCCCUGGGGCAAUAACCCCAAAACCGAUUGGAAUCUACAAUACCAAAUACCCACCCACAUGAGUGCGGGAGACCUACAGAGAAGACAGAGCGUACAUACAGCUAAACUAUAUUUAGAAACACAUCUACCUGUCCUCUUGUAUUUCCUGAAGACUGCUCUUGUAGUCCUAACCCGUGGUUAUCAAUUGUUUUACAGAGUUGCAGUUUCCAGCUUCAUGUCAUUUUGUUUUUUGGAUAAGUAAAGCAUACACAUUUAAGAGCUCGGAGGGUUCACGCUGCUAACAUUUAAGAUCUGUAAAUCCAGCUCCAUGUUCAGUAGCCGCGUCUAUGCAGGCAGUGUCACUUCACCCUCUAAUCUGCAUUCACAAUGAUUGUUGAUUCAUCUGUUUACAUUCUCUGUGGCUUUUUUUUUUUCUUUGUAGAAAUGGGAAAUGCCGUUUCUUUCGAUUUUUAGAAACUGAUUCAGAAUAUCAUUUCAGUGAGCAGAUCUCGCUGCACAGGAAAUAUGGUGUUUAUACCUACAACAUUUCAUUACAUGUUAUUUGGGAUGUUCUGUUUGUUUUAGGACAGAGACAAGUUAUGUAAUACGUGUGUGUAACUGAGAUGGUUGGAUACAAAUAAAACCAUUAAAAUGACAACAAUAAACAAAUGUGUCUGUA